ACAAAAGUUUGACAGUCUGAGUUUAUUACAGAGGGAGACCAAGUAAAUUUUACCUCAGAUUAACUAUCACUAGAGUGGAGAAAGAAAGAGAAACAGAAGAGAGCGCUGCAAGUUGCUGCCCCUCUUCCUUGUUUAUCUAGAGUGUGGGGUCUGUGUGUGUGUGUGUGUGUGUGUGUGUGUGUGUGUGUGUGUGUGUGUGUGUGUGUGUGUGUGUGUGUGUGUGUGUGUGUGUGAAUGAGUCUAGGCUGAAUGCCUUCACUCCCUGUUUCCCAUCAACGUAAAGCAAGAGCAGAUGGAAGACUGAGAGCUGAGAGAAAGGAGGAGGAGAAAGAGAAAAUAAAAGGGCAAGACAAAGAGGAGGAGACUGUUUGGCUCACUUUAGCGAUCUCUGGCUGGAGAAAGAAGUGCCACACUAGACCUACACACACUACGAUGUCACAGUUGGAAAUUUACGUCUUAAAAAAGGGGUGGGAGGUUCACGUAAUACACUGAGGACGAGUUUUUGGGUUUUGAGACUGUACAACUUUUCUAACCAGCCUGCUGUCAGAGAAACAUAUGGCACACAGGGUUUAACUCUUCUAAAAUUACUUGAACAUCAGAGAAAUUAUGAUUAAUCCUUGAAAAGGAAGAAGGGAAGCCAUGUCAUUCUUUGGCUUAGACUGUACAAGGAAGAAAGAAAGAGAGGUGGAGAGGAAAAUCAGAGCAAAUGACAGAGAAUAUAACUCAUCAUUCAAAUAUGCUACCAAUUCCAUCAAGACCUCCAAAUACAACCCCUUCACUUUUCUGCCUCUCAACUUGUUUGAGCAGUUCCAGAGGAUCGCUAAUGCCUACUUCCUCUUCCUGCUCAUCCUACAGGUUAUUCCUGCUAUUUCUUCUCUAUCCUGGUUCACCACUGUCGUCCCUCUAGUCUUAGUAUUAACAGUGACUGCAGCCAAAGAUGCCAUUGAUGAUAUUAAUCGCCACAGAAGCGACAGGCAGGUGAAUAACCGUAAAGUGAAUGUGCUCAUCAAUGGAAAACUGAUAAGCGAGAAAUGGAUGAAUGUGCAAGUGGGAGACAUCAUAAAGUUGGAGAACAACCAGUUUGUCACAGCAGAUUUGCUCCUGUUGUCCAGCAGUGAACCUCUCAACUUGGUGUACAUUGAAACUGCUGAGCUGGAUGGAGAAACCAACCUGAAGGUUAAACAGUCUCUGACUGUAACAGGAGACAUGGGAGACUCUUUAGAGGAUUUGGCUGCAUUCAAUGGGGAGGUGUGCUGUGAGCCUCCUAACAACCGUCUGGAUCGCUUUACGGGCACGCUGACAUUCGGCACACAGAAAUACUCUCUGGACAACGAGCGAGUCCUGCUGAGAGGCUGCACACUCAGAAACACAGACUGGUGUUUUGGCCUGGUGUUGUUUGCAGGCCCAGAGACUAAACUAAUGCAGAACUGUGGGAAAAGCACCUUUAAGAGGACAAGCAUCGACCGACUCAUGAAUAUACUGGUGCUCUUUAUUUUUGGGCUUCUGGCGCUGAUGUGUAUUAUUCUGGCUGUGGGGAAUGGGAUUUGGGAAAACCAUGCAGGGUCAAAGUUCAAUGCCUUUCUUCCACGGGAAGAGAACACUGCGUUUUCAGCAUUCCUCACUUUCUGGUCUUACAUUAUAAUCCUCAACACUGUGGUCCCCAUCUCAUUAUAUGUCAGUAUGGAAGUAAUUCGGUUAGGCAACAGUUACUACAUCAACUGGGACAGGAACAUGUAUCAUGCACGAACUGACACGCCAGCUGAGGCUCGAACCACAACGCUCAAUGAAGAGCUCGGUCAGAUCAAAUACAUCUUCUCAGACAAAACCGGCACGCUCACCCAGAACAUCAUGACCUUCAACAAAUGCUCCAUUAAUGGGAAAUCUUAUGGAGAUGUUAUUGACCACUAUAGUGGACAGAGGCUGGAGAUCACAGAGGAAAUGACACCAGUGGAUUUCUCCUUUAACCGGCUUGCGGACCCAAAAUUCUUCUUUUAUGAUCAUACUCUGGUAGAGGCUAUAAAGCUGGAGCUUCCAGACGCUCAUGCUUUCUUCAGAUUACUCGCUCUCUGUCACACUGUCAUGGCAGAAGAGAAAAAGGAGGGUGAUCUGGUAUACCAGGCCCAGUCUCCUGAUGAGGGCGCUCUGGUCACUGCUGCGCGUAAUUUCGGCUUUGUGUUCCGCUCACGCAGCCCUGAGACAGUGACAAUAGAGGAGAUGGGGAUUCAGAGAAGCUAUGAGCUGCUAGCCAUCCUGGAUUUUAACAACGUGCGAAAAAGGAUGUCUGUAAUUGUUCGUAAUCCAGAGGGCAAGCUCUCCCUGUACUGUAAAGGAGCAGACACCAUCAUAUAUGAGAGACUACAUCCCUCCUGCAGCGAACUGAUGAAGGUCACCACUGAGCACCUCAAUGAGUUUGCCGGAGAGGGGUUGAGAACUCUUGUUCUAGCAUAUAAGGAUUUGGAUGAGGAAUAUUUUUCAGAGUGGAAACAGCGCCACCAUGAGUCCAGUGUGGCACUGGAGGACCGGGAGGAGAAACUGGAGAAAUUAUAUGAGGAGAUAGAGAAAGACAUGAUGUUAAUUGGAGCUACUGCAAUAGAGGAUAAACUUCAGGAUGGAGUCGCUCAGACCAUUGAACAGCUGACCAAAGCCGAAAUCAAAAUCUGGGUGCUCACUGGUGACAAGCAAGAGACCGCUGAGAACAUUGGCUACUCAUGUAACCUGCUGAGGGAGGAGAUGAACGAGGUGUUUUUUGUUGCAGCUAACUCACCCGAGGAGGUCAGACAGGAGCUGAGGGAUGCCCGUCUAAAGAUGCUUCCUGAUACUGAAGAAGACAAAUUCCUUAUUCCUGAGACUAUCCUGGGUGAUACUCCUAAAGUGGUUGAGGAUGAAAACGUAAAUGGAGACUACGGACUGGUGAUAAAUGGACACAGCCUGGCAUUCGCUCUGGAGAGCAACAUGGAGCUGGAGUUUUUACGGACGGCUUGCAUGUGCAGGACGGUCAUCUGCUGUCGGGUGACUCCUCUGCAGAAAGCUCAGGUGGUGGAGCUGGUCAAGAAAUAUAAGAAAGCAGUCACUCUAGCCAUAGGAGAUGGAGCUAAUGAUGUCAGCAUGAUUAAAGCGGCUCAUAUCGGUGUGGGUAUCAGCGGUCAGGAGGGGAUGCAGGCAGUGCUGUCUAGUGACUUUUCUUUCGCUCAGUUCCGUUUCCUGCAGCGCCUUCUGCUGGUACACGGCCGCUGGUCGUACCUGCGCAUGUGCAAGUUCCUGCGCUACUUCUUCUAUAAGAACUUCACCUUUACCUUUGUGCACUUCUGGUAUGCAUUUUUUUGCGGCUUUUCCGCUCAGACGGUGUAUGAUGAAGGCUUCAUCACUUUGUAUAACUUGGUAUACACCGCCCUGCCUGUUCUGGGAAUGAGUCUGUUUGACCAGGAUGUGAAUGCUGGCUGGAGUCUGGAGUACCCUCAGCUGUAUGUGCCGGGGCAGUUGAGUCAGUACUUCAGUAAACGUGCUUUUGUGAUGUGUGCACUUCACAGCUGGUACAGCUCUCUAGUGCUGUUCUUUGUGCCUUACGCUGCCACAUAUGACACGGCGAGAGACGACGGCAAAGAUGGUGCAGACUAUCAGUCAUUCGCACUGAUUACUCAAACCUGUCUCACCGUCACUGUGUGUGUACAGUUGGGGCUGGACCUCUCAUACUGGACUGUUGUUAACCAUCUGUUCGUGUGGGGAAGUUUGGGAAUGUUCUUCAUACUGACCUUCACCAUGUACACUGAUGGACUUUUCCAGUUACGUCCAUCUUCUUUUGCAUUCAUAGGAACUGCUCGAAAUUGUCUUAACCAGCCCAACGUGUGGCUGACUGUUGCAUUGACAGCUAUACUCUGUGUGCUUCCUGUGGCUGCUUACCGGUUCUUCUACAGCCAGAUCUCUCCUACCAUCAAUGACAAGGUGAGGUAUAAGGUAUGUCAGAUGAAGGAGCCUGCUCCUCGUCCGCGCCGCACCAGACUCACCCGAAGGAGCACACGGCGGUCCGGUUACGCCUUCUCGCACGCCCAUGGUUAUGGUGACCUUGUGACCUCUGGCAGAUUUCUGCGGCGACAUGCACCUGCUCGCUCCAUGGGCUUGAUUUCCACAGGACGCUCUCCUGGGUUCAAGCCCACAGGUCGGUCUGCGGGUUACAGCCCGGUCGGGCGAGAACAGAACCCCAAACAGAAAGUAGAACCAACAUCACUGCAGAUGUUCCGUGCGGUUAAAGACGCUUCCUUUUGAGGGUGCAGCUUUUCAACCGGAGCUAGAACCAAAACCUUAAAUGCUGUUUACAGGGUUUGAACUCUUGGGGACCAUUUCACAGCUGCUGUGUUAUGUGUAUAUAAUACGCACACUAAGAACAAAAGACUUUUUUCCUAAUGUACGAAAUCUUGUUGAGUGUGCAUAGACACAUUUGUCACUCAAAAUGCAAGUGUGGUUUACAGCAAGAACAAACUGAAACAUCCGUCAUACUGAAGGACAGAGAAUACAUACAGUACUUGUCCUUCCUACUGUCAUCACUACAGUGGGAGUGACAAACAAACUUCAAGACUGCAAGAGAGCAAAAAACAAUGGCAUUUACAUGAUGUCAUAGAGGAAGUCAUGAGGAAUCUAAUUCAAAACACUGUUUCCUGUUCUUUUCCUCUUCCAGGUACUAUGUCCACUAACUCAUUUUGACAUGAGCUCUGAGUUCAGUAUACACCACACCCAACAUUUUAUAGUCAUUUUGUAACUCAAACGGGUCAUUGCAUAUUUCCUAUCCUUUGAGUUACGUUUAUAAUGUUAAUCAACUUUUUCUUUUGCACCAAAACAGUCCUAGUUUCAUUUUUCCUCCCUCUUUCUGGGCUUUAGAAUUAAAGGGAUAGUUCAUCCAAAAAUGAAAAUUCUGUCUUUAAUUGAUGUCGUUCCAAACCCAUAAGACCUUCGUUCUUCUUCUGAACCCAAAUUAAGAUGAAAUCCGAGAGCUUUCUGACACUCCAUAGAGAGCAAUGCAACUGAAAUGUUCCUGGACACAGAAAUGUACAGUAGUAAGGACAUUGUUAUAAUAGUGCAUGUGAAAUCAGUGAUUCAACUACGUGUGGUUCAACUUUCAUCAAAAAUAUCAUAAUUUGUGUUCUGAAGAUGAAUGGGUUUGGAACAACAUGAGGGUGAGUAAUUAAUGAUAGAAUUUUCUUUUUUGGGUAAACUAACCCUAUAAAUGGGCCUUUUUGCUACUGUACCUUUAAGAGCUCAUAUAAGAGCUUUCUUAGCUUGUGAAAUGAGUAAAGGUCUGUUCAGACUAAGAACGUUAACUAUAACGAUAAUUAUGUAAGCAUCCAUACCAGUGCGUGAUAACAUUGUUUAUAAUAAGUGUGUGUGUGUUAAUGUUUUGUUAUCUGCCGCUUUUAAUGCUCAAACUCUCUAAAGCAGGAUGGAUUCUGAUUGGCUGAUUUUAUUUUAUUUCUUCCCGUCAGCUGAGGAAAAAUACAUUUUACAAGUGAUUCUAACAUUGUUGUUCCUCUGUUUCAUUAAUGUUAUGGUGUUUGCUAUUCUUUUAGAUUUAAAAGGAUUUUUAAAACUAUAUCUUAAUUGUUAUAGUUAUCAUCGUUGGUGUGAAUAGGCCUUAACAGUGCUGAAAUAGCCCUCAAAUAGUUAAGAUGGGAGUGACAUGAUCAAGGACCUUGUUAAAAAUAAAGUCAGCCGCUCUACUAAUUUUGGGAUGCAUUGGAAGUUGACACAGAGUCACAUAUGCUACAGUAACCAGCAGCCAGAAAAAGCCCAUAUCUUACACUUAUCUUUAUACAGCUUCCAGAACAAGACAUUUUUGCAGCUUUGUUUCUAUAUAUGCUUUUCUUUGGACUAGGACAGGGGUUUUGACUUCCAAAUGUUUCAGUGUUUUAAAUCCCAAAAUUAUAUUUCAAAAUAAUUCAUAUUUUAUGUCAUGACAUGAUUAUGUCUAUGUUUAGAGCUAAAAAAAUGAGGAGACCGAAUUGGAGACAUUCAUAGUAUUACAUUAUACUCAUAGAAUGCCUUGCAUAUGACUUUGACUUACAGAUUAAUGUUAGUAUCAGGAGUUCUUAUGGUUUGAGAAUAUACAAGUGUAUUUUUAGCACAGUAAAAAACAUUUUAAUUCAGCAUUACGUGGUAUACUAAUAAACAUCCUAUUCAUACUCUAGUUGUGACAGUCACAACUAUGCAAAUCCUGUAUUUUUUUAUACAAAUAAAAAACUUUUUUUUACACUUUU
Molecule: messenger RNA, 6242 nt
Organism: Cyprinus carpio (common carp)
Lineage: Eukaryota; Metazoa; Chordata; Actinopteri; Cypriniformes; Cyprinidae
Product: probable phospholipid-transporting ATPase IM
Exons: 30
Coding region: 640-4260 (1206 amino acids)
Biological process (GO): phospholipid translocation; Golgi organization
Cellular component (GO): plasma membrane
Molecular function (GO): ATP binding; magnesium ion binding; ATPase-coupled intramembrane lipid carrier activity
Source: RefSeq, a predicted model, not a curated record